CGCCUGCACUAUAAAAGCACCUGUCCUGGCCAGACAUCACUCGCAUCUCACUUUCUCUCUCUCACACACACUCACCCUCACACACUCCUGAACUCCACACACUCUCUCUUUCGCCCGUUCUGAGCAGUUAGACCGGACACCACCGAAGGAAACAUGAGUUACUCCAGCGACAUUUACAGCAGCAGCUCCUAUCGGAAGAUCUUCGGAGAUGCCCCCCGGUCCGGCCGCAUGGGUCUGGGCAGCAGCAGCAGCAGCCCGUCCCGCCUGCACUCUGCGGGAUACCGCAGCAGCCACCGUACCUACGGUUCCCCCUCCGCGAUGUCCUCCACCACCUACCGCAGGACAGCGGCGCCCGGCCGCGUCUACUCCUCCAUGGACUCCGCGAUGGACCUGACCCAGUCCACCGCGGUCACCAACGAGCUCAAGAUCAUCCGCACCAACGAGAAGGAGCAGCUGCAGGGCCUCAACGACCGCUUCGUGUCUUUCAUUGAGAAAGUGCACAACCUGGAGCAGCAGAACAAAGUCCUGGAGGCAGAGGUCACUAUGCUGCGGCAGCGCCACAACGAGCCCUCCCGCCUGCACGAGCUCUACGAGCAGGAGAUCCGCGAGCUGCGGGGGCGCGUGGAGGAGCUGACGCACGAGAAGAGCCAGAUGCACCUGGACUGCGUGCAGAUGAACGACACGCUGGAGCGCGUGAGGGAGAAGCUGGAGGAGGAGACCAAGCUGCGCGAGGAGGCGGAGAACACCCUGAAGGGCUACCGGAAGGACGUGGACGACGCCACCCUGGCGCGCCUGGAGCUGGAGAAGAAAGUUGAGUCGCUGCUGGAUGAGAUCGCCUUCCUCAGGAAAGUUCAUGAGGAGGAGCUGCAGGAGCUGCAGGCGUCUCUGCAGGCCGCACAGGUGUCUGUGGAGAUGGACAUGAGCAAACCGGACCUGACUGCCGCCCUGAAGGACAUCCGGGCUCAAUAUGAGAACCUGUCGGCCAGGAACCAGGCCCAGGCAGAGGAUUGGUACAGCUCCAAAUUUGCCAGCGUGACUGAGGCGGCUGCCCGCAACCAGGACGCCAUCAAGCACUCAAAGGAGGAGCUGAGUGAGUACCGCAGGCAGGUUCAGGCCCGCACCCUGGAGAUCGAGGCCCUCAGGGGCCACAACGAGGCUCUGGAGAGGCAGAUCGCCGAGAUGGAGGAUCGCCAUAACAAUGAAAUUGGAGAGAUGCAGGAUACCGUUCAGCAGCUGGAGGCUGCCCUGCGCAACACCAAAGGAGAAAUGUCCCGUCACCUGCGUGAAUACCAGGACCUGCUGAACGUCAAGAUGGCUCUGGACAUUGAGAUCGCUGCCUACAGGAAGCUGCUGGAAGGCGAAGAGUGCCGCCUCAGCUCCGUCGGCGGAGCCAUGGUCCAUUCCGGCUAUCCCGGCUUCUCCUACAUGUCUGCCCGCUCCUACACCCUCGGAGCCUACAGGAAGACCGAAGCCAAGCCCGAGGAGGAGGAGGAGGAGGAGGAGGGAGAGGAUGAGGAGGGAGAGGAGAACGAGGAGGAAGGCGAUGAGGGAGAAGAGGGAGAGGAGGGAGAGGAGGGAGAGGAGGGAGAUGACCAGGAGGAGGGCGAGGGUGAGGGAGAGGAAGAGGAAGAGGAGGAGAAGGAAGACGAGAAGCCGAAAGAGAAAGAGGAGAAGGAGAAGAAGAAGGAGAGCCCUACCGGCAAGAACAGCAAGAGCUAAACUGCUUGUGUUGUCAUCUUCAUCAUUAUCAAUAACUCAUCCCACCAAUCACCUAUAUGGAUCUGGUCUCUGUUCACAUCAUCAUCCGUCACACACAAUUCUGCACACUCCAGAUGCCUCACACAUUCUGUGUUUUUUCUGUCUCGGUUUGCUCUGUAAUUCAGAAGUGAUUAGUACAAACUUUAUUAGAACAAUGAAGAGCUUUAGGAGCGACUAGAUGUAUUACAAUGGCAGAAGAGUUUAAACCAUUUACAUACUCUGCAGUGGUCGUCAUGAUUUCACAUCACAUAAGUGAAGUCUCACGGAGAGACGUGCAGAACGCUAGCAUGAUGUCACAAAGUUUCCUAAGUUUGAAAUAGGGGAUGAUUUUUCCUCAUAUAUGAGCAACAGUAACUGUGCCAUUAAUGAUCAAUAUUCACAGUAAGAGCAAUCAAAACCUUGAAAGUAACAAUACUGUCAGCACAGACUUUAAGAUAAACGCACAGAUCUUGGAGCAUGAGUAAACAGCCAGUCCAACUUUUACGGUGCUAUUUGAUUUUUACAUUUAAAAGUUGGGGAGUACUGUAAGUAAAAGAUUUCAUCAUAGACCGAAGCUCUACCAGCUCAUUCCUGAAUGUGGGCUCGUUGCACAGGAAGGUUUAGAGAGAAAAAACACUUCUAUUGAACUGUGAGUCCAGCCCCACAUUUUCACACAGCAGGUGAAUGCUUUCUAUUCUCUUUCUUCCACUCCUUCCAUUACUCUCCACUUAGUUCUGCAUCUUGUCCCACCACGACAAAAGGAAAUGUACCACUCACCAUACAAAGCCCUUUUCCAUUGUCUUUAAUUCACUGCAGUGUCACAGCACGGCAAUAAUGGCAACUCAGAGCUCAGAAAAAUGUAUAUACAAAUGUGUCGGGAGGGGGUGGGUGGUAUUUUCAGUUUCAGGGAAGGAGGAGUGCUGCAGCUUCUCAAUACAAAAGUGCAUCUUUGGGAAUGAAAAAUGUAGAAAUGAGUUUAAAUUGCCGCUAUAUAUAAUUUUUUGGGAAUAUGAAUUAUCCCCCCUUCGAUUGAUUCAUUUGUCAGUGAAUUUAUCAACCAUCUCACCUGUCAGAGCUUAGUAUUUAUCUGCAAUUAAUUUCUAUUUCAUUCAUUUCCAGAAAGAAAACCAACCCUUUUCUUUGUCCUCAUUGAACUGUAGUGGUGCUUUUUUUUAAUUUAGCUUGAUAAAGGAAACAAGGUGAGGGUGAGCGUGGCUGUCGGUGUCAGGCAGCUGAUGAUGACACUGACAGCCCUCAGCUCAGACUGUAAGUGGCAGGUGGGGCAGAUGCCACAGGGGUCAUGGCUGUAUGGUACGGAGUCGCAUAUAAGGGCUAUUUUCACCAUAACCUCUUCUAUCACAUUGCCCUGAACGGUUUAAUUUCAUCCCCUGGGCUUUUCUUUUUGACAAAUGAAUCAACCAACGGGCAUGAAUGCAUGGCCUGACUCUUGGAGCUUGAAUAUCUGCUGGAUGGGAUAGAUUUUUGCUUGUUGUGUGU
This is a messenger RNA of Morone saxatilis (striped sea-bass), 3234 nucleotides long. RefSeq lists its product as uncharacterized. Gene Ontology annotation, cellular component: intermediate filament. The transcript has 4 exons. Gene Ontology annotation, molecular function: structural molecule activity. Lineage: Eukaryota; Metazoa; Chordata; Actinopteri; Moronidae. The record is from RefSeq and is a predicted model, not a curated record. The coding region runs from base 154 to 1719 and encodes 521 amino acids.